UUAAAGUAAAAUGGUGUGGCUAGCUAUCCACUAAGUAGUCUGGCUAACGUUCGCUAGCAAACUAGAACAUAUAUUUUCAGUCUAGGAAAAGUAUAGCUGGCUAGUUUCUUGUUUUAGCACACCAUUGACAUGACAACCGAUGUUAUGGCUUGUGAUGAGUUAAUUAACAUAGAUGUUGACACCAUUGCACCCCAUGUUUUUAAACAAGAGAAACCCCAACUUUCUGCAACUUUACGAAGGUACUACUCAUUCUGUAAGAGGAGGGUUAGUGUAACAAACGUAACGCUAGCUAUCGUUUCUUUUCUUAGUAGCUAUGUCAUAAUGAAAACAUCUCUUAUCUUGCAGACAUUUGGUACAUUCGUGGCAUCCAAAAUAGCAUUAUGUCAUGAGGCAGAGUCUCCAACAACAGUUUGGUAUUGCUGUGGCCAGACCUUUAAGGAACCUCCUUCUAUCCACAAACCUGUGGCAAGGAAUCAUGACACUGACAUUCAGAAGCUUACCCAGUCCACAUUAGAGAUUUUACUGAGCCAGAUUGAGAAAGAAGCCGCUUCACAACAACAAUCAACAGAGAAAGAGCCAGUUGACAUUUUCUCCUGGAUACCUGACACCAGUCACAUCACCGAUGGCCAACUACACAAGUAGGGCUUACUCGUGGGAUCUUUCAGUGUUGAAUCAUUACAGUGGAUCUUAUAGUACUCCGAAAUUAAUACCUUCUCAUGCUCUGUUUCUUUUCAUCUGUAAAGUGGCCCAGGUGAGGUUCUUCUGCUCUACUGCUACUGUCCGCUGGCAGAUCCACAGCUCAUCUGUGCUUGGCAGAAGAACCUCACCUCAACUCCAGUUAACUGGCAAGGUAAUGGAAUGACAGAAUCCUGGCUUAUAAAAAUAUGAUGAUUUUCAUUUUUAUAAUUCAGUACUUCAUUCAGUUAUCAUACCAUUUCUACAGGUGAGGGUGGCAACAGAGGGGAUCAAUGGUAUAGUUAGAGGCAGAAAAGUGGCGACGGACUUGUACAUCAAGGCAAUGUGCUCCCAUCCCAUCUUUAAGAUAAUGGAAAAAUAAGACUUUAAGGUAGAAACAACAACAUCAAAUCAAAUGAUUUGUCACAUGCGCUGAAUAAAACAUGUGUAGACUUUACCAUGAAAUGCUUACUUGUGAGCCCUUUCCCAACAAUGCAGAGUUCAAAAGUAAGAAAAAUUAACAAAAAAAGAAAUAGUAAUACAAUAAAAUAACAAUAACGAGGCUAUAUACAAGGAGUAUCGGUGCCAAGUCAAUGUGCAGGGGUACGACGUAAUUGAGGUAAUAAGUACAUGUAGGUAGGGGUAAAAGUGACUAGGCAAUCAGGACGGAUAAUAAACAGAGUAGUAGCAUCGUAUGUGAAGAGUGUGUCUGUGUGAGGGUAUGUGUGUGGCGUCAAUAUGCGUGUGUGUGUGUUUUGGGUGCGUUGGAGUGUCAGUGUAGUAUGUGUGGGAAGAGUCCGGUGAGUGUGCAUAGAGCCAGUGCAAGAAUGUCAGUGGAAAAAAAAAAUAGUCCGGGUAGCCAUUAGAUUAACUGUUUAGCAUUCUUAUGGCUUGGGGGUAGAAGCUGUUCAGGAGCCUUUUGGUCCCAGACUUGGCACUCUGCUACCGCUUGCCAUGCAGUAGCAGAGAGAACAGUCUAUGACUUGGCUGUAGUCUUUGACAACAGAGAAAGGCUUGGGGUAAGGUUUACAAAUGUUUCUCUGUGAUCCAUUCACUAUCGUUUUCAAUGUCUCGUUAGACCAGUGAUGGGGGCGCAGAAUGUUUCUCUGACCAUCGAGUUGAGUCUACAAGGAAAUAGUGCCAAUGGGAAUGGACCCUGAUGCCCUCUCCUACAGACUAGCAGGUAGGCAUAUAACAUUUGUCUCGUGUAUGUCUGCGUUGGAUAUGUUAUUUGACGUAAUGGAACCAGUAACUGGUAAUGGUUGAAUAUGGCCCUGAGUUAAGCCUCUGUUUUUUCCACUUAGGUACUCACCUGGAACCUGAAGAAUUCCACAAAGAAGUGGAGGCUCUUUUGUCUAAAGGUGACUCUUGCAAUGAUACAAUACUGCUGGACUGCCGGAACUUCUACAAGAGUAAAAUUGUAAGUAUUGGAUUUGACUGCAUAUCUCCACUGUGUUCUGUAUGUAUAUUUGUAUUUAUCAUAUAGAGUAAUAAUAAUGUCAGUUUAAUAUAGCAAAUCUUUUUUGCCUUUGAGGGGCAGUUCAGCCAAUGUUUGGCCCCCAACAUCCAAAAAUUCAGUUAUUUCCCCGAUUAUGUUGACCAGAACCUUGACCUCUUUCGAGACGAAGGUCCUGAUGUACUGUACCGGUGGCAUUCGCUGUGAACACGGCUCAGCCUAUCUCUGCUCAAAAGUAAGCUUACCUUUCAGGUUUUGCACAGUGACAGUAUCUCAUUGAAACAUGACAAAUAUGCUUCAUCCAACCCAAAAGCUCAACCUAAACAAAUGUUUAAAAGUAUGUUCGAUCCUACUUCCAGGAUUUGUGUAAGGAUGUUUAUCAGCUGAAAGGUGGCAUUCAUAAGUACGUGGAACAAUUCCCUGAGGGCAUCUAUCGCGGCAAACUUUUUGUGUUUGACGAGCGCUAUGCCAUCUCCUCCAACAGUGACAUCAUCUCAGGUCGGUAUAAACUGUGAAUUGCCCUUAGGACUUUCUGAUUAGCACAAUGCUUUUUUAUGCAAGAAGUAGUCUAGUUUAUGUGCUUAUUAUGUGCCAACCCAAAGAAAAGGUUAAUUCCUGUUAGAACGAGAGACCUGUUCAUCAACAUUCCUCUCCCCUUCCUCUUCUCUGUGUGCAGAGUGCAGAUAUUGCAGCUCACCGUGGGACCAGUACCAGCUGUGCUCCACCCAUUUCUGCUGCCAGCUGGUCAUUUCCUGCUCUCACUGCAGACAGGGGGGCCACACUGCCUGCUGCCCCACCUGCCAGACCAAGGGCCAGGGAGAAGAGCCCUCCACCACACCUACACAGAAAGAGGAGUGCGAGUGUACAGACGGGCAGCCCAGGAUCCCCCAGGAUGCAUUGUGAUGUUUUAAAACAUUAAACAGCGCUAAGCAGAGACCUUACCUGGAACUUUACCCUCAUGGUUUUGACAAUCCUGGUUCAACAGACCCAAAUGUGGUUGUGGUGACAAACAGCUCGUGUCUAUUUCAAUUAAAGGAAUCCUCAACAUCUG
Messenger RNA from Coregonus sp. 'balchen', 3182 nucleotides. The record is from the annotation of a GenBank genome assembly. Lineage: Eukaryota; Metazoa; Chordata; Actinopteri; Salmoniformes; Salmonidae.